CGCGGGCCGACUCCUGGUUGGGGGUGGAGAGGAGUCUGGCAUACAUCUCGACUUCCGCUUGUUCUCCUGGAAUGCGGAAGUCACGUGGGCUUGCUAAACCACGCAGCGGAAGUCAUGUGAAUAACGGUUACGCCCCAGUCACACGUGCUUCAACGUGAGUGAGUAAGAUGGAAUGUCUGGGCUGUGGUAAACUUACUGUCCUUGGAGAUCGACGUGUUCUUGGUAAUUCUCCUGCUAUUUUUUCAACUUGGAAGUACCUGCUGCUAACAGAUGAAGGAAUAGACGAGUCUCAUAUUGCUAGCACAAUUAAAACACACAUCUUUAUGUGUAAAAAGUGUCACAAGAAUUAUGAGAAAUUAGUAUCACUCCAUGGCAGCAUAAAAGAGUCUCUCAGUAUUGUAAAAUCAGCUGUUCUUGGCAUUGACUCAGGCACGAACACUACAGCUGAAGUUUCUCAAACACUUAAUGCAUCUGGGAAGAGAACUCUCUCUCACUCAACUGCAGCUGCAGUUGUACCUUUGGCAGCAAAGAUGCCUAGAACUGAUUCAGAAGCAGAGGAACCAAGGAAGCAGACAGUUGUUGUUACAGUUUGUGAUGAUGAAAGAACAAAGACAUCAGUUAUGACCCCUUCACGUGCUGCUGAUGUAAAGUCAUCCGCAAGAGGUAGUUGGCGAGCUAUUGUUAAUAGAAGCAUGAAGGAUCCUUUAAGAAAAGGCUACAUUUUAAAGUGUGUUACCACACUUUUGAAAUAUGAACUUAAGAAGUUUUGUUCCAAAAGCCGACCUUUAUUAACAGGCCAUCGCCCACAGCAGUUGAAGAAUUUUAAGUGGAUAAGCAUUGUUAAUAAUGCAAAGAUGUAUAUGCCGGCACUUUUGAAGAUUUUGCGAGAAUGUUUAAAGACUAAAACUAAGAGAGAGAAUGAAACAUCUGUGAUUGGCAUGAUUAUUUCCAUUAUAGCAAAGCAAAGAGUACCUCAGUUGUGCUUGCCACAAAAAGUUAUAUCACUUUUGCUGUAUUCUGGACAUUGCUCAAAGAAGGUGCUCAACCGAUUAAACAAACCCAAUAUUUGUGUGUCUCAUUACACUACUGUGAGAACACUAGUACAACUUGGUUCUGACCACGACCGCAGACUUAGGCAGUGGAGAGAUGAGUUAGCUACAGGCAUGUGCUUACGUAGUGAUGAUAAUUGUGAGAGCAAUGUGGAUGACAGUAACUUCCCUGUAUUGGAACACAACCCUUUUGACUUGGUAACUGAUGAUUCAGAUGGUGAAGAUGAAAAUGAUAACACUCUGAAAGAUACGUCUCAAAGUGAAGCUGCAACAUCUGUGACAUCGUCAGCUGAUGAGAGACUGUCUGUCCAAAUGAUGUCAGAGUCAAGUGAUGAGGGCUCGCCAGUUCCACCAGCAUAUUCUGAUAUUUCCGUUGACGAGGAAAGUGACAUAGAAGCAAAUGAAGCUGAUGAAGAUACUGAUGAAGAAGGACAUUUUGAGGAUGUAUUUGGUUUUAAAAUAGUAGGAGACAACAUUGACAAGAAUGUGAGACCGAGACAUAAUCGGGAGGAUAGGAAAACCAUUUCCAUGCAUUACUAUCACUCUUAUGCAGUAUGUGAUAGAGCUAGCAUUUAUGGACUAUCCGAUGACAUCCCUAAUUUAAGAAACACCAAUCUGCUGUCGAUACCUGUCAAUGAAGUUCUUCCUUCUUCAGCAGAUGAUCAAAUUCUCAAACAUAAUUUCACUGUACUUAUUUCCCGCAUUCUUGUGCAACACCUACAAUUUUUUGCUGACAACUACAAUGAUGUGGUUGAUAGGCAUAUCAAGCACAUUUACUAUAAAGAAAUGAGUGGCAAAUCUGAUGUAGUUCCUUUAGGAAUUGAGCUCUAUAAUGAGGCGAAUCAUGAUGACAUGCUGGCAAUAUUGGAGAGGUUAGAUGAUUAUACACCUAAAUGUGAUGAUCAAGUCCAAAGUAUUUUACUGGGAGGUGACCAGAUGUCGUGCGCCAUGGCUAGACGAGUCAUUGCCGAUAGGAAAAACUCUAGAACUGAUUCUCAGUGUUUGAAAGGUAUCAUUCCAGUUGUAGAAGAUUGGCACAGCAAGCUUUGUUUCUUAACUGCCUGUUUCAAACUACUGUAUAAAGAGUCAUCAGUUAGUGAAAAGGGAACACUUAUCCAAUUGAAGAUCUUGCUAGGCCAUAAUCGUGUCACCUUUUCCCAGCAGAAGAUCACAAAUUUUGAUGCAUGUGACGAUUUUUUUAAGAUAGUUCUAUCAUCUCAUGUCGUAACUGCUGCAAUGGAGCUACUUAACAUGAAGAAUUUUGAAGAUACGCCAGCUAAUGAUGAAUUGUUUCCAGCAGAGGCAUGGCUUGAGGGCACUGAAACAAGAAAAGAUGUACUGUACCGUUUUUCUUCACAAAUAGUUAAGAGAUUUGUUGACGUUGACACAAGCUUUGAUGUAAGGGAAUCUCCAAGUAAUAAUGAAGACAAAGUACUUGCAUAUUCAAAGUUGUUGAUGUCACUGGGUAUGAUCUAUUUGGAGUAUUGUGAUGGCAUAAAGGAAGGGGAUGGUAUGAGAGUGCUACGGUGUUGGCGAUAUAUGCUGUUGAUCUUCAAGGCUACUGGUAGAACUAACUAUUCUAUUGAGGCUUUUAAUAUGCUAGCCCAGUAUCACUUCCUCCUCUCGAACAGGCAGAAGCAUCAGUUAAUUUGGGGUAGGUUCAUUAAUGUUCAUGGAUUACCUGCCAGGAAUAUCCCAUGUGACCUCUACAUGGAACAUUUAAACAGAGUAGUCAAAGAGGCAUUGAAAGGGCUUGGAGCAAACAAAACUGAAAAAGCAAUGGUAUAUGUAGGAAAAGCUGUUGGAGCACUUGAUUCAGUUCACAAAAAUUACGACUAUGACAAUUGCAUUAAUGAAGGGUCAGGAAGUCACAGAGCAGCAUCAUUUUCAAAGGAAUUAAGAAAGGUUGUCAAAGUCUUACUCAAUGAGAAGGCAUUACAAUUGACACUAAACAGGACUCAUAAGUCUUUUGAGGGAAUUGUUAGCAAUCCAAUGUCACACAUAGACUUUGAAAACUUAUUGGAUUGGAUGUACCAGCAUUUGAAUUUAUUAAUUCAUGGUUUUUAGGUCAUUAAUACUCAACCUUUAAUCACUUUAAAUAGUAUUAGUUAUAAUAUAUUA
Messenger RNA from Amphimedon queenslandica, 3170 nucleotides. RefSeq lists its product as uncharacterized. The transcript has 8 exons. The record is from RefSeq and is a predicted model, not a curated record. NCBI's taxonomy places the organism in Eukaryota, Metazoa, Porifera, Demospongiae, Haplosclerida, Niphatidae. Bases 168 to 3116 code for a protein of 982 amino acids.